Molecule: messenger RNA, 3963 nt
Organism: Salmo salar (Atlantic salmon)
Lineage: Eukaryota; Metazoa; Chordata; Actinopteri; Salmoniformes; Salmonidae
Product: metabotropic glutamate receptor 8
Biological process (GO): G protein-coupled receptor signaling pathway
Cellular component (GO): membrane
Molecular function (GO): G protein-coupled receptor activity
Source: RefSeq, a predicted model, not a curated record
ACAUGCCACCAUGCACUUUUGGACUAGGCAAACACUCUGAGCAUGAAUUAUAUUAAUUCGUCCUAAAUAGUCCCUGCACACGUUUUCAUGUGUGAUCAUGGGUUAUGGUGAUUUGAAACAGUCAAUUGAAAUAAACUGCUCAGUAUGUACGCAACAACUAACAAACAUCAGAGAAGCAUUAGGUAGCAUAGAGUUGGAAAACCAAUCACCGUGGUGUUGGGAGUACUGGGUGAUUCCACGAGACAAGAAAUGCGCUCGCGCUUCCUGUGGUGUUCUUUCAGCACUAUGAGCACAAGCUUGCGCCGCAUUGGUUUGGCAGUGAGAGCGCGAAGGACCUGAUCUCAGUAACCCGCAGGGUCUUUUGAGCAUGUGAUGCCAAGGAUUGCAGAGAGAGAUCACCACUGUCCAGCCAGUGUGAGAAAUUCAGCCUAUCUUCUCUCCAGCUCCCUUAUCACUCAAACUACACCCCCUUCCCAGUGAUGCCAGGGACAUGCAUCAGCAGCUCUUUGAAGCCAAGAGGUAAUCAUCCCUAACCCUACGCUGAUUUAGAGAGGAGGGGCACCCAUGGUACGCCCCACCCUGUGCACCCACCACCACCCACCAGCUGCCUGCUGCUCCGAUCUUCCAGUGCUACACCAUCCCUCCCCUGACCCACUAUCCCACUCACCCGCACUGCUACCACCAUGGCCAGGGAGUCCAAACACCCCUCCCUCUCCCGUUACUGCUUCCUCAUCCUACUGACUACCAAAUGCUACUGGCUGUUGGUCUCUGCCACUCAGAAGGUCUCGGACCCGCAGCUGCCUCUGCAGGAGUACGCCCACUCUAUCCGGCUGGACGGUGACAUCAUGCUGGGUGGCCUAUUCCCUGUGCACUCCCGUGGCGAGAGAGGAGUGCCCUGCGGGGAGCUGAAGAAGGAGAAGGGCAUUCAUAGGCUGGAAGCCAUGCUGUUUGCCAUUGACCUGAUCAACAAGGACCCAGAGCUGCUACCGAACGUGACCCUAGGGGCGCGUAUCCUGGACACGUGUUCCAGAGACACCUAUGCCCUGGAACAGUCACUGACCUUCGUCCAGGCACUCAUCGAGAGGGAUGGCUCGGACGUGCGCUGCGCCAACGGGGACGCACCCAUCUUUGCCAAGCCGGAUAAGGUGGUCGGGGUCAUAGGGGCAGCGGCUAGCUCGGUGUCCAUCAUGGUGGCCAACAUCCUGCGGCUCUUCAAGAUCCCUCAGAUCAGCUAUGCAUCCACGGCGCCCGAGCUGAGUGACAACACACGCUACGACUUCUUCUCCCGUGUGGUGCCACCGGACUCCUACCAAGCUCAGGCCAUGCUAGACAUCGUAACGGCGAUGGGCUGGAACUAUGUGUCGACCCUGGCCUCGGAGGGGAAUUACGGUGAAAGUGGCGUGGAGGCUUUCGUCCAGAUCUCCAGAGAGUCUGGUGGUGUGUGCAUUGCCCAGUCUCUGAAGAUCCCCAGGGAGCCCAAGCCGGGGGAGUUUGACAAGCUCAUUCUGCGAUUGCUUGAGACCUCCAAUGCCCGAGCCGUCAUCAUGUUUACCAAUGAGGACGACAUUCGGCGUAUCCUGGACGCAGCCAAACGCAACAACCAGACUGGUCACUUCCUUUGGGUUGGCUCAGACAGCUGGGGGUCCAAGAUCUCCCCUGUGGUCCAGCAGGAGAGAGUGGCAGAGGGGGCCAUCACCAUCCUCCCCAAGAGAGCUUCCGUGGACGCCUUCGACCGUUACUUCCGGAGUCGCUCCCUCUCCAACAAUAGAAGGAAUGUAUGGUUCGCGGAAUUUUGGGAAGAAAACUUUGCGUGCAAGUUAGGGAUGCAUGGCAAGCGACCUGGGAGCCCCAAGAAAUGCACAGGACUGGAGAAGGUGGGUCGUGACUCAACCUAUGAACAGGAGGGGAAGGUACAGUUUGUGAUGGACGCGGUUUAUGCCAUGGCCCACGCCCUACACCGCAUGCACCGUGAGCUCUGCUCAGGGAACACAGGCCUGUGCCCACGCAUGCACAACAUUGACGGCAAGGAACUACUGACCUUCAUUCGGGCAGUAAACUUCAAUGGAAGUGCUGGGACUCCUGUCACAUUUAAUGAGAAUGGUGAUGCUCCAGGACGCUACGAUAUCUUUCAGUACCAGAUCAACAACAGGUCAACAGCAGAGUACAAGGUCAUCGGCCACUGGACCGACCAGCUACACCUAAAUAAGGAUGCCAUGCAGUGGACCAGUGGAGACCCCUCUGUGCCCACCUCUGUGUGCAGCCUGCCCUGCAAGAUGGGUGAGAGAAAGAAGGUGGUGAAGGGAGUACCAUGUUGCUGGCACUGCGAGCGCUGUGAGGGCUACCACUUCCAGGCCAGUGAGUUAAUUUGCGAGCUGUGCCCAUAUGAGCAACGACCCGACCAGAACCACACUGGGUGCCAACCUAUCCCCAUCAUCAAGCUGGAAUGGCACUCACCCUGGGCAGUGGUGCCAGUCUUCAUCUCUGUCCUGGGCAUUCUGGUUACCACCUUCGUCAUUGUCACCUUUGUGCGCUACCACGACACGCCCAUUGUCCGAGCCUCGGGCCGGGAGAUGAGCUAUGUUUUGCUUACGGGUAUCUUUCUGUGCUAUGCUAUCACCUUCCCCAUGAUCGCAGCCCCUGACGUUGCCGUUUGCUCCAUCAGGCGCAUCUUCCUGGGCCUGGGUAUGUGCUUCAGCUACGCAGCUUUGCUUACCAAAACAAACCGCAUCCACCGCAUCUUCGAGCAGGGCAAGAAGGCUGUGACUGCACCGCGGUUCAUCUCCCCGGCCUCCCAGCUGGUCAUUACCUUCAGCCUGAUCUUAGUUCAGUUACUAGGUGUUUUUGUGUGGUUUGCCACCGACCCGCCACACAUGGUGGUGGACUAUGGCGAGCAGCGCACGCAGGACCCUGAGAACGCCCGUGGGGUGCUCAAGUGUGACAUCUCGGACCUCUCACUCAUCUGCUCGCUUGGAUACAGUAUUCUCUUAAUGGUCACAUGCACUGUUUAUGCCAUCAAGACCAGGGGAGUGCCAGAGACCUUCAACGAGGCUAAGCCUAUUGGAUUUACUAUGUAUACUACCUGUAUAAUUUGGUUAGCUUUUAUACCUAUCUUCUUUGGGACGGCACAGUCAGCAGAAAGGAUGUACAUCCAGACAGCCACGCUGACCAUCUCCCUCAGCCUGAGCGCCUCCGUCUCUCUGGGGAUGCUCUACAUGCCCAAGGUCUACAUCAUCAUCUUCCACCCGGAGCAGAAUGUUCCCAAGCGCAAGCGCACCUUCAAGGCCAUCGUCACCGUCGCCACCAUGUCCAGCAAGCUGUCCCAGCUGGCCUCCGAGCGACCCAAUGGAGAGGUGAAGACCGAAAUCUGCGAGGGCAUGGAUGCCAGUAUGCCAUCAACCAAAACAAAGUAUGUCAGCUACACCAAUCAUGCCAUCUGAAGAGAGAAGCACUGAAUAGAGAAUUACUGAGGAAUUCCACAUGCAGACGUGGAUGUGUCAGAUUCACACAUGACAGGGCGUUACAACAAGCAUGAGACAUUGAUAUUGCUCAGAGUCCAAAUAACAACUGAGAGCGUGGCAGUCAAUAUAAAUAUGUCUGCGCUUUCAUGUUCACAGACAGAGCUAAUGGGCCUGCUGGACGCAGACAAAACACUAAACAAACCAUUCAAGAGACUUGACAAAAUGAGGGUGGUGAACAGAAGAGGAAAACAAAAGAGAAUUUAAAUAGAAAUUGUUGCGAUCAACCAUGUUAGUUAGUUUGUUAUUCUAAUUUUAUGUAUUUUGUGGUUGUGAAGAUUUCUCAUUCGUGUCUUAUGUCGUCUGAACUACAUUACGAGAUGAGUUUCUCUGUAUCAGCUAACUGAAUUGUAGUCUUGAGUUGUGAAAUCUGUAAAUGCCAUGGUUUAAGCAUGCACAUUUUUAUACAAAUACUUUAUUUAUAAUAAAGGAAUGUUUUGGAAAUGUU